AUGCUUUACUUGCUUGAGAUGCUUUGCUUGCUUGAGGUGCUUUGCUUACUUGAGGUGCUUUGCUUACUUGAGAUGCUUUGCUUACUUGAGAUGCUUUGCUUACUUCAGGUGCUUUGCUUGCUUGAGGUGCUUUGCUUACUUAAGGUGCUUUGCUUGCUUGAGGUGCUUUGCUUGCUUGAGGUGCUUUGCUUACUUGAGAUGCUUUGCUUACUUGAGGUGCUUUGCUUACUUAAGGUGCUUUGCUUGCUUGAGGUGCUUUGCUUACUUGAGGUGCUUUGCCUGCUUGAGGUGCUUUGCUUACUUCAGGUGCUUUACUUACUUGAGGUGCUUUGCCUGCUUGAGGUGCUUUAGUUACUUGAGGUGCUUUGCUUACUUAAGGUGCUUUAGCUUGCUUGAGGUGCUUUGCUUACUUAAGGUGCUUUAGCUUGUUUGAGGUGCUUUGCUUACUGGAGAUGCUUUGCUUACUUAAGGUGCUUUAGCUUACUUGAGGUGCUUUGCUUGCUUGAGGUGCUUUACUUGCUUGAGGUUCUUUGCCUACUUGAGGUGCUUUAGCUUACUUGAGGUUCUUUAGCUUACUUGAGGUGCUUUGCCUGCUUGAGGUGCUUUGCUUACUUGAGGUGCUUUGUUUACUUGAGAUGCUUUGCUUACUUGAGAUGCUUUGCUUAUUUGAGGUGCUUUGCUUACUAAAGGUGCUUUAGCUUACUUGAGGUGCUUUGCCUGCUUGAGGUGCUUUGCUUACUUGAGGUGCUUUGUUUACUUGAGAUGCUUUGCUUACUUGAGGUGCUCUGCUUACUUGAGGUGCUUUGCUUACUAAAGGUGCUUUAGCUUACUUGAGGUGCUUUGCUUGCUUGAGAUGCUUUGCUUACUUAAGGUGCUUUAGCUUACUUGAGGUGCUUUGCUUACUUGAGAUGCUUUGCUUGCUUGAGGUGCUUUGUUUACUUAAGGUGCUUUGCCUACUUGAGGUGCUUUACUUGCUUUAG
This is a messenger RNA of Porites lobata, 980 nucleotides long. Lineage: Eukaryota; Metazoa; Cnidaria; Anthozoa; Scleractinia; Poritidae. The record is from the annotation of a GenBank genome assembly.